GGCUGUAGGAGGAACAAGAAGAUGCUGUCAGCCGCUGGUGUCAGCUUGGGUAAGGUGUCCUCCUGGCUCGUCUCCUCCAAGCAUCUCCUCACCUUCCUUCCACACGUCUGGCCACACUCUACCAUGGCACCUCAAGUCCCGUCAAUGGCUCUCGCCGACGGCAGGAAGAUUCCCGUCUUGGGUCUUGGCACUUGGAAGUCAAAGCCAGGCGAGGUAACACAAGCUGUCAAGGAUGCCAUAGACUGUGGAUAUCGCCAUAUUGACUGUGCACUUGUUUAUGGCAAUGAGCCAGAAGUUGGUGCUGCUAUUAAGGCCAAAAUUGAGGAAGGUGUUGUGAAACGUGAAGAUCUCUUCAUAACAAGUAAGCUGUGGAACACCUUCCAUAGCAAGAGCUUGGUGAUCCCUUCUUUGAAGCAGUCACUGACCAACUUGGGGCUUGAUUACUUGGACUUGUACCUUAUUCACUGGCCUAUGGGUUACAAGGAAGGAGGAGAAAAUUUCCCAGCAGAUGAGAGUGGAAAUACACUCUACAGUGAUGUUGAUUACGUUGAAACUUGGCUUGAAAUGGAGAAGACUGUUGACUUGGGCCUUACUAAGUCUAUUGGUGUGUCCAAUUUCAACAAAGAUCAAAUAGAGCGCGUCCUUAAGGAAGGGAAGGUUAUUCCAGUUACCAACCAGGUAGAGUGUCAUCCAUACUUGAAUCAGAAGAAGUUAAUAGAGUACUGCAAGUCCAAAAACAUACAAAUCACUGCUUACAGUCCCUUGGGAUCUCCUGACAGGCCAUGGGCCAAACCUGGUGAUCCUCUAAUAAUGGAAGAUCCAAAGAUUGUGGCCAUAGCUGACAAAUACAAGAAGUCACCAGCUCAGAUUCUCAUUCGCUAUCAGAUACAACGAGACCUCAUUGUCAUUCCCAAGUCUGUCACCAAAUCUAGGAUCGAGUCUAACAUUCAGGUGUUUGACUUCGAAUUAUCUGAGGAGGACGUGAAAACUCUUGAUAGCUUUGAUUGCAAUGGCCGUUUUCUCCACUUAAAUCAAGUGAAGACCCACAAAUACUGGCCGUUCAACACCGAGUUCUAGAGCAGUUGGUGAUGCCACAGGAUCGACAAGCCGUAUUCAAGGAAAUAAUUUGGAGUAAAACUAGAUACAGUGUCCUAAAGAAGAUUGCUUUGUUCAUUACUUGAAAUAUGUCAAUUUCAGUGCUAAAUUACAAUGCUUUUGUAAAAGGUUACACAUUUUUGGCAAAGCCCCCUUUUUUUUUAAAUAUUCAAUAUGGAUAAUCUUAUUUGGAAUACCAACCUAAUUUAUUGGAAAUAAAGUUACUAUUAUA
Procambarus clarkii (red swamp crayfish) is the source of this 1327-nucleotide messenger RNA. Its product is annotated as aldo-keto reductase family 1 member B1. Lineage: Eukaryota; Metazoa; Arthropoda; Malacostraca; Decapoda; Cambaridae. Gene Ontology annotation, molecular function: aldose reductase (NADPH) activity. Gene Ontology annotation, cellular component: cytosol. The record is from RefSeq and is a predicted model, not a curated record.